AUGCAGUCUCCUCAAAACUUCUUGGCAGGAUCUGAGGAAGAAUGGACGUACUACCAGAAAACAAAAAAAGGUUGUGACUCGCCGUGGUUGGAGAUGUUGGGUCACUGCUACUUGCAUAACAAAAAGAAAGUCACGUGGGCUGAGGCCAAGAUGUGGUGUGAGUCCAGAGAUGCUUAUCUGGUAGAAAUAGAGAGUUUAAUAGAAUCUACAUGGGUUGCCUUGGCAUUUUUUCUACAGGGUCCUUGUCCAGCGGAUAUCUUUUCCGAAUGUGUAGCUUGGACAGGCGGAAACGAUCUUGUCAUUGAAGGUCAUUAUCAGUGGAACGACUCACCUUUGGCCAUGAACUAUACCAACUGGCUUCCAGGUGAACCGAGUACUAUUUAUCCAGCACAAGGAGAAUCGAGGGACUGCGUUGAUAUACUCAAAAACGGCAAGUGGAAUGAUAGACCCUGUUCCUUCCUUAACUCAUUCAUCUGCGAAAUGAAUUAG
Saccostrea echinata is the source of this 489-nucleotide messenger RNA. RefSeq names its product C-type lectin domain family 17, member A-like. The coding region runs from base 1 to 489 and encodes 162 amino acids. NCBI's taxonomy places the organism in Eukaryota, Metazoa, Mollusca, Bivalvia, Ostreida, Ostreidae. The transcript is spliced from 4 exons. The record is from RefSeq and is a predicted model, not a curated record. Gene Ontology annotation, molecular function: signaling receptor activity.